UUGUCAUUGCCCCGCCCCUUUCUCUUUUCACUGGGAGUUGAAUCAGCUCACUCACGGUGGCGGCACGCAGAGUCCAGCUGGGACGACUGACAAACUGACUCGAACCACUCCUGAGACCUCAGGAGGUGUGCGGGUGCGACGACAUCUUACGUCACGUGGGCCCACGAGCACUCGCUGCAUCUGUCACGGGACGGCAGGGAGCGAGAGUUUCUUCAACAGGCAAGUUAAAAAAAAAAAAAAAGACGCCCUCCCUAAGUCUCAACUUCAAGUGGAUAAAACUGAUACUAAGAAGAACGAAACAACGCGUACACGUUGGGAAGUUUUAUCCGCAGCGGCCUAUGAGGAAACGAGAGAAAACCGGAUCCGGAAAACUGUCAAACUGUCAAACAAACUGACGCCCAGGUUGACCAUGGCCCAGUGGAGUCGCAUCAGCCAGCUGAUACAGUACCUGCCUGACGAGACCAUCAACGACUUCUACCCUACAGUCACCUUUGCUAUUGAAGUGCGACACUUUUUGUCUGAGUGGAUUGAGAAGCAAAGAUGGGAGGAUUUUGCCCUUGAGAACGUGGAGCAGGAAGCAAAUGCCCGCGCUCUUUUGGACGAGAUCAUCAUGCUGCUACAGUCGUCGUCUCAGCAAAAUGCUAACGUGGUGGAUAAAAUGAAGCUGAUGCAGAUUAGCAAGAACAUGAGCAUGUUUCAGCAUCAGCCGCUGCAGUUUGCAGUGAUGGUGAGGGACACGCUUCGCAAAGAGAGGGUCCUGCUCAGGGCUAUGCCGCAAGUAAACAACCCACAACAGCAUCAACAGUAUAUCACCAGAGAAUCUGCAUUUCCCAGCAUGCAGGAGGUGGACCACCUGGUUCUCAAAGUACUGGAGGUACAGGACUUACGACAAAACAUACACCAGGUGCAGGAAGAGCUCAACUGGGAAAGGCAGAACUAUGAGUCUUUGCAAGGAACCAUGGAUACCACGGUGUCGGAAGUCACCAGACUGCAAAACCACAUCCAGCAGCUGGAGUAUAAUUUCAACACAAUGGCAACUAAGCGUUUUCAGUUGCUUCGUGAGUGUGUGGACUGUCUGGACCAGUGUCAGACGCAACUCCUCAGCAGGCUGAAGGCCUGGAGAGGGGAGCAGUACAAGGCAACCAUUGGACAUCCUUUUAAUGACAACCUCAAUGUCCUGCAGAUGUGGUGUGAGCAGCUUCUUGGUGUGAAUGGGAAGCUGAGACAGGAAUUAAUGCUGAUCGUCGACCCAAUCCCAGAGCUGCAGGAAAGGCUCGGGCAACUACUGCAGCUUCUGAUUCAAAGCUCUCUUGUGGUGGACAAGCAGCCACCUCAGGUUAUUAAGACUCAGUCCAAGUUCUCCACAACUGUGCGCUACCUGCUAGGAGAGAAGGUAGCACCCGGGAAGCCCGUGGUGGUAAGGGCACAAAUCAUUAAUGAACUCCAGGCCAGAAGCCUGAACAUCACACCCAGUGACAAUGUUGGGGAAGUGAUCAAUAACACAGCCAUCCUUGAGCAUAACACAACCAGCAAGAGCACAUGUGCCACCUUCAGGAAUAUGUCCAUCAAGAAGAUCAAGCGAGCAGACAGAAAGGGAUCCGAGUCUGUGACUGAAGAAAAAUUUGCCCUCCUCUUCUCAACAGAGAUCACCAUCACAGGUUGUGACACUGCCUACAGAAUCCAGAUUAUCUCAUUGCCGGUCGUCGUCAUUGUCCAUGGCAGCCAAGACAACAAUGCGCUGGCAACAAUCAUAUGGGAUUGUGCUUUUUCUGAGCCAGACAGACUACCGUUUGUGGUGCCGGAGCGUGUGCCAUGGAAGCUCAUGUGCAGCACUCUCAACAGUAAAUUCACCUCAGAGGUCCCGACGCAUCACAACCUCGACCACUACAACCAACACUUCCUGGCCCAGAAGAUAUUUGACAAACCAGACUUCAACGAUGACUUCAGCAACAUGAUGGUUUCCUGGACUCAGUUUAAUAAGGAAGUCCUCCCAGGUCGACUGUUUACGUUCUGGCAGUGGUUUGAGGGAGUGAUAGACCUGACAAAAAAACACCUGAGGACAUACUGGAGUGAUGGGCUCAUAUUUGGUUUCAUUGGCAAGCAGCAUCUACAUCUGAUUCUUAAAGAGAGGCCCAACGGAACAUUCUUGCUGCGCUUUAGCGACUCUGAGAUUGGAGGCAUCACCAUCGCUUAUGUGGGUGCGGCGGAGAUGGGUGAACACAAACAGAUCAUCAAGAAUAUCCAGCCCUUCACCAAGAGAGAUCUGGACAUCCGGAGCCUUGGCGACCGCAUCCGAGAUAUCAGUGACAUCACAUUCCUCUACCCUGACUUUCCUAAACAUGACGUUUUCAAAAUGUACUAUUCAGAGCCCCAAACAUCCACCAGUGGUGGCUACAUCCCAGUAUCACUCCAUACUAAAGUGGGCAUGGAGACUGGCUCACUUGCAACUAAUGUUACCAGUGUGGCACAUCAUACUGAAAGCCACCACAAUGCUGCCAUAUAUCAAGUGCCUCAGUUCCAGCAGUUCACUCCUCAAGAAGCUAUCACACGAGAGCAAAUGGAAACCUCGGAUUCGCCCGCAGUAGAAUUUAGUCCAGACCCCGCUGUCUUCAGUGACGAGGCCACAGGGGACAUGGACCUCGUCUUGAAUAGUCUUCUGAACUUUCCUUGAAGAUCCAUUCUACGUGCCUCGUUUUCCCUUUGAGCGACAUUCAGAACGCGACAGGUUCAACACAAGUCGUGAUUUUUUUCAGAACAUAUAUCCCAGGUGAUUUGAUUUUGACUUCUUCGCGUGUCCACUUUAGCAACAUUUAUUACUGUAUACAACUUGUGUCCCUUUUGAAAAUAUCAUGGCAGUGAAAUUUAUUUUAAGAUGUUUAAGGAAAAAACAAUGUUUGAAUUUCCACCCUGUUGUCCACGCUAGCAUGUAAACCACUGCUCGCAGACAGAUUCAAUCAGUACUAGCUGAACUGAAUUUGGUUCUAGAUAUGUGAAUGAGAUGUUGUGUGAAAGGUGGUAGCUUUAGCUUAAUUCAUUCAUCCACUCAAAGCUGUAUUUCUAAAUAAUGUGUUCAUAUUGGAAAAAUGACCAAUUAUUUGUGAAAAGUAAUUUCUACUUGAGUUCCAAAGUAAAGCUUUCUUAAACAAAUACUUGUAUAAAGGAGCAAAAGUAGUAACCUUAGCAUUUAGGUUUGGAUGUAGGCCAUCAAUCAAGGCAAUUAUAGUGUAUUGCAGCCAUAAAAGUCCAAGUUAAUGAUUAUUUGCUAAAAACAAAGCUUAUCAGUUUGAACAUUAAAUAGUGUCUUUGUAGUGUAUUCAAUUAAAUAUAGCUUGAACAUGAAUUGCAAAUCAUUGUAUUCUGUUUUUAUUUAUGUUUAACACAACGUCCCAACUUCAUUGGAAUUGGGGUUGUAUUAUAGGACCAGUUUAAUAUAAAGCACAGUUAGAUACAAUAUACAUAAGUAGGGGUUCCUACUCCAGCUUUCCAUUUUGGGUCCUUGGCCUUGAAAUUGUUGAAGUCCCCUGAUGUAAACCAUUAAAAAUAAAUAUAAUAUAUAUAUAUAUAUAUAUAUAUAUAGAGAGAGAGAGAGAGAGAGAGAGAGAGAGAGAGAGAGAGAGAGAGAGAGAGAGAGAGAGAGAGAGAGAGAGAUUGGCAUCGGCUUAGAAAAGCAACAAGUUAUCGGUAUCAAUGAAAAACUGUUAUCGUCCAUCCCUAAUUUUUAAUAUAUGGUCCUCCGCAUCGUCGUUUGAACCACCUAAAUAUUGUCAGGCACAUUGUUUUUUUUCUGCUCCAAUAUAACUCAUGGACUUGUAUCAUCUGGAAAACAAUGUCAGCUAUUCUGUUGUUAGCAUUUGCCAAAAAUGGUAAUGCUAUGCUAAUGAGGCUUAAUGACUAUCAAGCUGUAUGUCUGUUUUACAAGAACAGUGUGCAUUAGCCAGAGCUGGGCGUGAGUCAGUCUCAAGUCAUAACUUUGAAGUCUCAAGUCACUGUGGGGGAAGAAAAAGGUUUAAGCAAGUCAAGUUACUUGGUUUAAGCAAAUCAAGUCAUAAAGUCUUGCUCCAGUCGCAACAAUAUUGGAGUGGUAAUUAAAAAAACAUAAAAAAUCACAAUCCCCCCCCCAAUAAAUCGUAACACUAAAAAACGUAUUCACACCCCAGCAGAUGACAUUUUAAUGGUGAAACUUCAAUAAACAUGUUCAGUAGUGUGAAAACUAUAUUCACACGAAGCUACUCACAAUUUGUACUGUACUUACUAAUAGUGGAACUCACUUUUGUCAAUAUUUUUAUCGCCGUGAUUGUGACGCAAAGUAAUUCCAUAUAGCAGGCCUAUACCGCAAACGUCUCCACACUUGUAUUUGUUUUAAAUCACAACGCUAGCAAUGCUGCUUUCACUUCUCCUGCUUUCUUCGGUUGGCAUUAUAUUUUAGAGACUACUUUCUGCUCAAGAGUGCAUGAGAGAGCGAGAAAAAGAUUGAGUUUUGCGUGCCUAUCUGAACCAAAACGAAAGGUUUGGUCAGAUAUCAUAAACCGUCCCAGCCCUAGUUACUGUACGUUACUUAGCUGUACUAAAACGUUCACAAUAACAUCCUUUUUAUUUUUAAUCGUCACAAAACCAGUCUAUGAAACUUAAUGCUUGACCAGCUUGUUAAACUGUUAAAUUAGUUUACCUGUCUUUGUGAGUUUUGUAGUGACAGAUGAAGUUUGACAUCAUUGUUGUUGUGUCUUUAAUGCGCGAGUUGCAAGCCAUUCAGGUUACCAUCCUCUUUUUACAGACUUAAUCGACAACAUAAAAUCCUUAAAUCCAAAUUGUAUUAUCUUUGGCACGCCUUCCAUUGUUGUUCAUGCAGGUGGCUGCGUCACAUCGGCAAGUACGCAACAACACAGACUGUUUUGCCAGGUUGGCGCAAAUGUUUCCCCCAAAACGUUUACUUAAAAAAAUACAUUUUUUUGGAACCAUCUCUGGUGUUGGCUUCCAUUUUUUACUUGUUUUGCCUCAUUUCCUUGUGCCACUUUUUUUAUGAUUGAUGUAACCAUCAAAGGCAUACUGCAAACCAUUAUGCCUGCAGCUGUGUAAAACAAAUAUAUUGCAAGGAUAGUGGAAGUGACAUGUUGUCAGACAUAACAAUUUAGCAGCAAAUAGUACCACAAAAAUGUGUCUGAGUGACUGCUAUAUAUAAGCUGCGACCAUUUAAUUAAAAAAUCUGAACUUUGGUUUAUAAGAUAUAAGCUAAACUUCAGCAGUUUUAAUAGUAUCUACAGAGCAGAUAAUAUAGGGCUGUGAAUAUUGUAAGUAACUGGUUUGAUGUUUUAAAAUCCCCACCAAUAGCGAUGAUGCUAAUUUCAGCUAGCAUUUCGCAUUUUGUUAGCAUUAAGCUAGGGGACGUAUGUUUAUGUUAGGCUAUAAUAUUCGUGAUGCUGUGUUGAAAAUCGUACUUCGAAUGAAUAUUUAUUCAAAUAAAAAGCUUGAAGCAAGAACACCUUGCUUGUUAUUUGGUGAACUGCUAGUGAUAUGCUGAAUUAAACAAUGCAUGUUCAGGUAGGGUCCAAUAAAUACAAAUACGAGAGGAAACAAAAGCUGCCAACCUUAAUGUGGGAAAUAAGCGAGUGGAAAGCACAAAGUAACACAGAAGUGAAAGUGCCACAACAAAAUACGCACGUCAAAUCAUAUUUUCGACAUGAGGGUGUACAUGUGAGCAGAACAGAUUUUCAAACCGAUCAGAAUGCUUCAGUGUGUGCAGAUUUGAUUUUUAAAAAAGUGAACACUUAAAACUUCAACAUCAAGCUAAUUGAAGAAUUAAUGAACACUAAACGAUUUAGUAAGUUAAGAAGAAGCUAAAAAUAGACGAGCACGUGGUGUUCUUGGGUCGAGGAACUAGGUUUAGGUACUAACUUUACAGUAAUUGUUCCAUACCUUUCAUAAGAACGUCUUGUGUUCGUGUGCUUUACAUAUUAAAUUGUUGUGUUCUUUUCAACAGUAGAUAAACAGGCAAGAAGAAAAGAUGGCAGACACGAGUGUUAGGGAGCGGGGGACAUAAAACCAAUCAGUGCCAUUGAAUUGUGCAGACAUGCCUGAACUGUGAGCAUAUCGCCGUGUCAAUUGCUGCUUUGCAUCGCUUCCACCUGCCCAAGAGAACACAAUUGCAUCACGGGGUGUAUAUGAUGAUUACUGUAUUAUUAGCUUCAAGAAUCCUCAAACGUCGUUUAAAAAAAAAAAAAAAAAAAAAAAAAAGACAACUUUACACUGUACAUCACAACAAAAACAAAAAAAGAAAAACAAAUCCGAACAUGUCACUAAAAUCUACUCAACCAGCUGCUUAUCAGGGAAACCACACAAGAAAAGAAAAAGCAGAAAGCUGCUUACAUGUCUGGUCAAUGUCACAAUGUUAUUAAUGUGAUCAACAUUCAACAUAACAUUGACCACGCAACUUUCAAGCCAGCACACCUCAUACACUCUUGUUUUUAUGAGUCCUGACCUCCAUGCUGAUGUCACGCAACAGCAGCCUGUGUCUGUGCUCUAACUGCUCACCUUUGACAAAAACAAGGAAAUGCAAACCAACAGUCUAAAAUUUGAAAGGGGAUCAAAUUUACAUGUAAUAUAGGCCUUUUUUCUUAGUUUCUUAGUUAUACACACCUGCUUAUCAACCAUGGAGCAAGUGUUAAAUUCACAAUGAUGAUCUGUAGCUUCGCUGUGUAAUAACCAACAAUAAUUUUCCUUUUGAUUUGGCUAAAGGGAUUUGGAGAUCCAUGCUUUUUUUUUUAUUGGACAGCCACAAUAUCAAUGUGUGCGUGUUGUGUGCGUUCCAAUACUCCAAAAUAAGGCCUCAAUUAUUGGUAAAGAAAUAUUCCUUAUGGCAUCUUUGGCAUUUCAUCUGUCCAAUAAAAAGCAUGGAUCUCCACAUUGUUUUUUUUAAAUCCAAAAAACACCAACAAUGAAAAAAAGGAAAAUAAACACACAUGCUUCGCAUUGAACAGUGACUAUUUGUAAAUGUUACAUUGUUGCAUCAGCACCCUUAUUGAAAAUAAGUUUGGAUGAUUUAAAAUUAGGUUACACAUGGAUCAAUGAAGUAAAAGGUUUUUUUUUUUGUUUGUUUUUUUUAAAGAGAAAUUGAAAACAAGCACAAAAGCAUACAUGCACACACAUACACAGACAAAAAGCAUUCUCUGACACACACUUUAAAAAAAUGGAAUUCAUUCUGGUGAAGUACAAUACAUGUUAAGCGGAGCAAAGCAAAUGGCAAAAUCGUGGCGGCUGAAAAAGGAAAAGCAUGCUGAAGUCUAUGGUAGCUUCACUCCUAGCAAAAAAAAAAAAAAAAAAAAAAAAAAAACGAGAAAAGAAAGAAGGUGACUUGGUCUGAAGCCUUCAUCUUUGUUCUGCAGUCCAAAAAGGGGGCAAGAGGCCCAGUUCUUGUGUCAGAACAAGGGUUGAAAUGGAAAGAGGGGUUUGACGAGCACCUCGCUGUUCGUCUGCGGCCUUAUAGCGCUUGCGUUUUGAGCUCCAUGGGCUCUCUGGUCUCCUGCUGACCCUCGGCCUCUGGGGGCCGAAUGCCCUUCAGUGUGGCGAGCCUCUCGGAGAGGCCACGCAUUCGUGGAAAGAGUAUGAAGUCAUAGAGCAGAGCGCCAACAGCGCCGCCAAUCAAAGGCCCCACCCAGUACACCUGCCGGGAACAAAGAAAAGAAAAUGUGUUCUGCUGUGGUGCACAUUGGUGAAUUCAAAAUACAUUAGGAAUUACUAAUUCAUCUAAGCACACCUUUGCGGACCUUAAUGUGUGGGCUGGGAGUGGCAAACGAAACCGUUUGCACAAAAACUGCAUACAAUUGCCCAGGUGGUAAAAGAAAUUGGGGGAGCUUCAAGGUGUAUAGUGCAGGAUCAUUCAAAAUUGGUCACAAUCGAACAAAAUCUGAGGUCGAUUCAAAAUGUCAGAAAAUGGGGAAAAUUGUUGAUCAUUUUUCUUAAGUCUGAUCUCCAUGAAUGUCUUGUUUUUCUGAAAACAGAGAUCAUUUGUUUGCUUUCAUGGGGGACUAAGGAAAUCAGAAAGUAUUCACAUUUGAUUGAAAUCAGGAUUUCGACUUUUAAAAAUAUUUAAAACGUGGCUCACAAACGACACUUCCUUUCCAUUUUGUGUGCAAUAAGCAGCUGGUGACAACCAUAUUUUACUGCAUUUUUGUGUUCGGUCUUGCCAUUAGUCAUUUGAGUAACGAGAAAUAACUAAAUUAGUUAUAAAAGCAUUUGAAUGGAAGAAGAGUUGUGUCUCUUCCACUUUAUGAAAUAAAUUAAUGCCACCACUUUAGACACUGCAAGGACAGCAUGUCAGGAAUCCCCCACAUCGGGCCCUUACUAGUUGUUGCUGGCUAUUAGGGGGCCCAGAAAGAUGGCUGAUAUUGGUCCAUAUCAACGACAACUGGAAACCCCUGUAAACUACCUACCGGGGGGGUCUCCAUGCUCCUUCUUGCCAGGGAACCCUAGGGUGGUCUAGUACCACCCCUGGUUUCCACAAUCACCUCUAUUUUGAUCUGUUUGUAAUUAACAUUUAAAGACAAGCUUAAAAGCAGCCCAAAUACAAUCAUCGCAUUUGAACAAUUUUAACGCUUGUGGCAAAAUUUAAUGUCGGUAGACUUUUUUAAACAUCAAUCCCAAUGACUUGCUACUAAAAGAUUUUGCCUUUAACCUUGCUGGCGUUAGCUUAGCAGGUUAGCAAAAACCAUGAUUUUCUCUUUUUUUUCUCAGGAUGCUGUGCCAUCCCUGAAUUGCCUCACAUUCAAGCCAAUCAAUAUAAUUUAUUUGGACAGUAUAUAGUAUAACGCAAUAAAUGCUGUAGGCCAGUGACAUCAAAAGUACGGCCCGACGGGGUCCAAUCGGGCCUGCGGGCAUUGUUCUGCUCGUCAGGACAAUUACAUUUAAAUUCAUUUAAACAUACUCUAUUUUGAAACUCGAGCUUUUAUUUUGACCCAAGCGCUGUAGAACCGGAAGUGCUGUGAGUUGCGUGACAUGACGCACGAACCCGAGAGAGAGAAAAGAUCCGCGCGGCGGGGCACAUCUUCAAUCCAUAUGCAGUAAGAGAGUGAGACUGUGUGAGAUUGUGAAGCAGCGCCUAUAUAUGUUAAUAUAUAUGGGUGUUUAUUUGAUUACGGGCCUUUUUGUGUCCUUGAUGUAAAAUUGAAAGAAAAAAUAUAUUUAACUAGAUUUUUUUCAAUAUCCAGCAGUGGACGUGCCUAAUAAUAAGCGUUGUGUAAAAUUUCAAUUAUGGUGGUAUUUUACUGUUUUCACCCUGUCCCCUAGCACAGGGUUUGGAUAAUGAAGCUCUAUCUUUCUACUAAAAAAAUGCUAAAAUGGUGUAACUUUUAGCUUAAAUUCCUUAAAAUAUAAUAGAAUUAAUGAUUUCUCAUCAUAUAUACAAAACAUUUCAAAUUUUUACUAAAAUAUGUCAGUCCCAUUACCACCACAAUGGCCAUUUUCAAAUCAAUAAAGUUUUUUUCAAAAUCUGAUUCUUUAAUUCUCUGUGUCAUUUUGUCGUCACUCAAGCACAUGCUAGGGCAGACAGAAGUCAGACAUUUUGAUAACUGGAAGAGUAAGUAUUUUCCUCAUUUGUACCCUUAAGUCACAUAAUAUUUGUAUUGCAUGUCAUUACCAAACGACUUGUAGUGUUAAUAUGUUUAAAGAUUUUCCUGUAAAAACCUGAUAAUCAUAUAAAAAUGUUGUGCAGGACUAGCUAGCUAAAAGGAAAAUUUAAGCUAACUACCAGCAUAGCACAGCUAGCUAAAAACUUGUCAUUACCAAUUCAUGUCAUCACAUAGUGCAGUGUGGUGGUGAUGACAGAAACGAAAAUCAAAAGUGCCCGAAAUCAAAUAAAUACAUAUAUAUCAUAUAUUGUUUGAUAAGCAAUUUCACUUGCAAUUGUGUACAAGUGCAGUUAAAAACGAGUUUGAGACAUGGGUUUAUUAAAGCUAGGAUAAAAAUGGUUGGGUUACGUCAGACAAAUGAAUCAUGUGAGUGACUCGCUGUGGCGGUGGCGACCCCCGACAGGGAAAACCUGCAAGUCACUUCUUUAGUGAGACGUAGGCUACAAGCUAAUUUUAUGCAUGCUAAUAGUUGGAGAUUACUUGCUAAUUGAUUGUGCAGACUAAUGCUAACCUCAUAUAGAUUCAUUGUUUGUGUUUUCAACUUUUUAUGGCAAGCUACUGGGUGACUGUUAAAUUAACAGCUAAUUUAAGUUUCUAUUUUGCACAUACUGUGGAUAUGUAUGUCCUCAAUAGACUUGGCUAAUACAUUUAGUUUGUCUUGAUUUCUUUAGUUAGAGUCUGUCAAUCUGCCUGAUUUAAAUUUCCAAGGUCGGGUGAUAACUGCACUUUCAUUCUCAAAAGUUCCCACUUUAGUUUGUAUGGUGUGAUGAGUCAAUUGAGCCUUUCAAGAUUUCCAGAUGGAUGUGGAAAUGUAAGUACAUUUUAAAAUAUUUCUAAAUAAAAUGUUUUAUAAAAGGUACAUACAGUUUAUAGAUCUACUCUUAUGUGUCUUGCAACUGAGAAUAAAAACUGAUUCAUAAUGUUGAAAUUGCACACAUUUUUGUUGUAUUUGAGAUUGCUCAUAUGAUUUGAAACUAGGCUUUACACAAUCAGGAUUUUUGUGUCCGAUCACCAAUCAGAGAGUUUAAAAAAACGAUAACCGAUCACCGAUCCGAUCACAAGAUGGAGGAAUGUGUCUAUUUAAAUGACUUGUUCAUUUACUGUAUAUACUUGUGUACUUAAUAGCUCCAAAAAUUAUAUUUACCAUAAAUAAUGUAUCUUUGUUCCUCUAUUUAUGCCAGUG
Messenger RNA from Phycodurus eques (leafy seadragon), 10800 nucleotides. It is a transcript of the gene stat6, whose product is annotated as signal transducer and activator of transcription 6, interleukin-4 induced. Gene Ontology annotation, molecular function: DNA-binding transcription factor activity, RNA polymerase II-specific; RNA polymerase II cis-regulatory region sequence-specific DNA binding. The record is from RefSeq and is a predicted model, not a curated record. The transcript has 20 exons. Bases 410 to 2671 code for a protein of 753 amino acids. Gene Ontology annotation, biological process: growth hormone receptor signaling pathway via JAK-STAT; regulation of cell population proliferation; defense response. Lineage: Eukaryota; Metazoa; Chordata; Actinopteri; Syngnathiformes; Syngnathidae.